This is a messenger RNA of Prosopis cineraria, 1496 nucleotides long. Its product is annotated as patatin-1-Kuras 2-like. Gene Ontology annotation, biological process: lipid metabolic process. Gene Ontology annotation, molecular function: monoacylglycerol lipase activity; glycerophospholipase activity. NCBI's taxonomy places the organism in Eukaryota, Viridiplantae, Streptophyta, Magnoliopsida, Fabales, Fabaceae. The transcript is spliced from 7 exons. The record is from RefSeq and is a predicted model, not a curated record. The coding region runs from base 77 to 1279 and encodes 400 amino acids.
UCUCUUGAGAUAUCGAAAGCCUUAUCAAAGUCCUGUGUUUCUUAGCCCUAAAAGUAUCAACCAUCUCUUUUCCACGAUGUCAAAAAUUGCAGUGUUCCUUUUAUUAACUUUUCUAUUCACUGACCAACUAAUGGCUGCAUUUGCCAUUGUUGAGGAAGAUAGUGAACCAGAAAAAGUCAGAGUCCUUGCCAUUGAUGGAGGAGGUAUUAAAGGGAUUGUCCCUGGCGUUAUCCUUAAGCAGCUUGAAAUUGCCCUUCAGAUAAGGGACCCAAGUGCAAGAAUAGCAGAAUAUUUUGAUGUGGUUGCUGGGACCAGCACUGGAGGGAUUAUAACUGCAAUUCUCACUGCCCCUGACCCUCAAAACAAGGAUCGUCCUCUCUAUCCUGCUGAUGAAAUUCUCAAGUUCUACAGACAACAUGGUCCUUUCAUCUUCCAAGAAGACUCGGGCUGCCGAUGGCCUGGUGUCCUGUGCCCGAAGUUCAACGGGACGUAUUUACGAAGAAUAGCGGCCGAGAAAUUGGAUGAAACGCUCCUAAACCAGACAACCACAAAUGUUGUGAUUUCUUCCUUCGACAUCAAGCUUCUGCAGCCAACUAUAUUCUCAAGCUUCAAGAUAAAGGAUGUUCCUCACUUAAAUGUCAAACUCUCCGAUGCAUGUAUAGGAACCUCAGCAGCACCAAACGAGUUUCCACCCUAUUAUUUCGAGUACAAUAAUACUGAAUUCAAUCUCGUUGAUGGUCUUUUCAUCGCAAGUAUGCCGGCAAGGCUUGGGAUCAGUGAGGUGUCCCGACAAGAAGAAUACAAGAACAAAGAAAUCAUUUUGCUAUCAAUAGGAACUGGAGUUGGAAACACAACCGUCAGUUAUGAUGCUAAUCGUAUUUGGACUGCCGGAGAUUGGAAGGAAGCCAUCUUACCCAUGUUUAUUGCUGCAUCUUCAACCAUGAAUGAAUAUUACAUUAACUCAACUUUCAAACUUCAACCUCAGGAAAACUACCUUCGAAUUCAGGAAUACAAUUUAGAUCCGAGUAUUGAAUCGGAUGAUGCUUCAGAAGCAAAUAUGGAUAAACUCGAAGACGUGGGAAAUAAGUUGUUGGAUCAACCAGUAAAGAGGAUGAAUGUGGAUACUUUUGUUCCUGAGGAAAUUGGUGAAGGUACCAAUGCUGAAGCUCUGGACAGGCUGGCUCAAAUUCUCUACGAAGAAAAAAUUCGUCGUCAUGGAAAGAGCGCAAAGAAAGUGAAGAAAGGAUUCUUCACUCGUUCAGCCACUUAUUGGAUCUGAUGUGGAAAUGCUAUUCUGAUAGCAUAUUAAAUAAUUAUAUUAUGGGGUUGUUGCCAUUAUCGGCACUUUAAUUAAAAAAAAAAUAAGUGUGCUAAAUAAAUAAAUGGAAAUGUAAUCCUCUGCUUUGAUGUCCUUGAUGAUGUUGUAUCAUAUGCUGGCUAUGCAUGAAGCACCAGCAAUUUAAAUAAAUAAAAACGAGUGGUUGUGUGUUUUAAAA